Molecule: messenger RNA, 1114 nt
Organism: Priapulus caudatus
Lineage: Eukaryota; Metazoa; Priapulida; Priapulimorpha; Priapulimorphida; Priapulidae
Product: kynurenine formamidase-like
Exons: 1
Coding region: 11-910 (299 amino acids)
Molecular function (GO): arylformamidase activity
Source: RefSeq, a predicted model, not a curated record
GAUCGGUAAUAUGGCUCACGGAGUAAACGUCCUUGUCUUGGCUAUGGUUGCCAUGACCCGAGUAGAUGCAACAGGAGAAGCACUACAGAUGUUUAAGCCACCUGCUGGAGACCGCAACAUUAUCGACAUGACGUAUGACUUUGCCGUAAACGAGACGAUUUACUGGCCAACAUCUGAACCCUUUAAUCUGACGGUCGCAUUUAAGGGUGUCAUGCCAGAGAGCGGAGUUUACUAUGAGGCCAAUAACUUCUGUGCGGCCGAGCACGGGGGAACACAUAUCGACGCCCCUGCCCAUUUCUAUCGCGGCUCCUGGGUAGUUGACCAUAUUCCUAUUGAUGGAUUGAUCGGUGAUGCCGUCGUUGUAGACGUUACCGCCAAGGUCUCUGGACAUGAAGAUUACCAAGCGACAGAACUUGAUCUGCGUGUGUGGGAGGAGAAACAUGGCAGGAUACCGGACGGAGGUAUUUUAUUCUUGUACACGGGUUGGGGGCGGCACUGGCCAAAUAAGGAGAGGUAUCUUGGCACGAACACAAAGAAUACGAGCAUACUUCAUUUUCCUGGUCUUCAUUCUGACGCGGCGAAGUGGCUAGUCGAAAAUCGCAAGAUCAAAGCCUUCGGGAUUGAUACAGCUUCGCUAGAUUAUGGCCAAUCCAAAACGUUCAAAACUCAUACAAUUCUGUUCGAGAAGAAUAUUGUAGGGAUAGAAAACGUAGCGAACCUAGACCAACUUCCUCCAACAGGAGCGAUGGUAAUCGGUCUCCCCAUGAAGAUUCGCGGGGGUUCUGGCGCCCCGCUCCGUAUCAUUGGUCUGUUGCCGCAGGCAACUAGAUCGGCUGCAAUAUACCACACUGCCACGGAAUGGCUGAUACUCAGUAUUGCUCUCUUUAUUCUUGCUGUAAUAGCUGUAUGAAGAAUUUAAUAAUAAGGUGGUAGACAAUUGCAAGCGAGCUAGCAUGAGCUACUAUUAUUUAUAUUAAUUUUUAACUAAAUCACUAAUCGUGAAUAAUUAAUAAGUUUGUGAUUCUGUUUGUUUUCAACAUAACGUUACAUAUGACGCGCCAACGCGUUUUCGUUCGUUUUAUAAUAAAAUUAUUUGUAUAUUAAUGCCUGCUGU